Molecule: messenger RNA, 2216 nt
Organism: Rhagoletis pomonella (apple maggot)
Lineage: Eukaryota; Metazoa; Arthropoda; Insecta; Diptera; Tephritidae
Product: chitin synthase chs-2-like
Cellular component (GO): cell septum; cell periphery
Molecular function (GO): chitin synthase activity
Source: RefSeq, a predicted model, not a curated record
AAAUACCAAAUAUCUUCUUUGAUGACGCGUUCGUGUUGGAUGAAAAGUUGUGUGAAAAUUCUCGAAAUCCUCCGAUGAACGAAUAUGUUAAAACAUUAAUUAUCAGCAUUGAGAAGGCAUGUUUUGAGGUUUAUGGUGUCAAUAUGAAAAUAAAACCUCCAGUCAAAACUGAAACUCCUUAUGGUGGUCGCCUCAUAUGGACUUUGCCUGGUCGAUCCAAAAUGAUUGCUCAUUUGAAAAAUAAAGACAAAAUCAGGCACAAGAAGCGUUGGUCUCAAGUUAUGUACAUGUAUUAUUUACUUGGCUUUCGAAUAAUGGAGUUAGAAGGUAUAUCUGCACGGCGCAAAGCCGUUAUCGCGGAGAACACAUUCCUCUUGGCAUUGGAUGGUGAUAUCGAUUUCCAACCACAGGCCGUGCAGCUUUUAAUUGACCGCAUGAAAGCCAUAGAUGAGUUGGGUGCAGCUUGUGGACGAAUUCACCCCGUUGGACGUGGACCCAUGGUAUGGUACCAAAUUUUCGAAUAUGCCAUAGGCCAUUGGCUCCAAAAAGCCACAGAGCACGUCAUUGGCUGUGUGCUCUGCAGUCCGGGAUGUUUUAGUCUCUUUCGUGGCAGUGCACUUAUGGAAAAUAGCGUGAUCAAGAAGUACACAACGGUAUCAAGUGAGCCCAUGCAUUAUGUUCAGUACGACCAAGGUGAGGAUCGAUGGUUAUGCACAUUGAUUUUGAAGCAGGGCUUUCGCGUCGAGUAUUCAGCCGCUUCGGACGCUUACACACAUUCACCAGAGAUGUUUAAUGAAUUCUAUAAUCAGCGUCGCCGUUGGGUGCCCUCUACUAUUGCUAACAUAUUUGAUUUGUUAUCCGAUGCAGACAUAGUUGUAAAGAACAAUAGUUCUAUUUCAAUGCCGUACAUCGCAUAUCAGGCAAUGCUUAUGGUUGGUACAAUCUUGGGACCAGGCACCAUCUUCCUGAUGAUGGUCGGAGCAUUAGUAGCUGUGUUUAGUACAAGCAUUUGGAGCUCUUUUUUGUGGAACUUCAUCCCUGUACUAUGUUUUAUAUUAUCUUGCGUUUAUUUGAAGCAGAAGUUUCAGCUUUUGCUAGCUUUUGUAAUAAGCUCUAUGUAUUGUCUGGUAAUGAUGGCCGUUUUGAUUGGCAUAAUCAUACAAAUGAUAGAUGAUGGGCCAUUAGCUCCAGCAUCGCUUUUCUUUCUCCUGGUUUUCAUACAAAUUUUUAUUGCAGGCGUGGUUCAUCCACAAGAGGUCAGCGCGUUAAUCUGUGGCUUUAUCUACUACAUCACCAUCCCCUCUAUGUACAUGUUACUUCUUAUUUAUUCUGUUUUUAAUAUGAAUGAUGUUUCGUGGGGUACAAGGGAAGUCGCUGUAAAAAGGGAUGAAGAUAUAGAAACAGCGUCAGGUGAUAUUGAAGCCGGAAGUCGAGAGUAUUUACCCGGCUGGAUAAACGACCCGUUAUUGGUUGACUCUGAGUUGGGCGAGAUAUCUCUUAAAGAAAAACGUUUUUGGAAGGAAUUGAUUAAACAUUACUUGCGGCCAAUGUUUCACACAAUAGAAAAGAAAGCCGAAAUUGCUGAGAGCCUUCGAGAAUUACGCAACAUGUUCGCCUUUGCGUUUAUAAUGAUUAACUCCAUUUUCGUUUUGAUUGUCUUUUUACUCCAACUGAAAAAGGAUUAUCUACACCUGGAGUGGCCAAUUGAUCCAGUUGACUACAUAACGUACGAUGAUACCAAUUCCCAAAUUUACGUUUAUAGACGUCAUAAAGAAUUGGACCCCAUCGGUUUAUGUUUUGUUUUGUUUUUUGGCUUGAUAUUGAUUAUACAGUUUAUUGCAAUGUUUUUCCACCGUUUUGCAACAAUAUCGCAAUUAUUAGCCACAACUCAAUUGGAUUGGUUUCGAACGCCUAAUACAGUAAGUUGGAGACAUGCAUUAAGUGUAAAUAUUUACAGAAAAUUUGUUUUGUAUGUAUCGACUCCUUUGCGGGAAAUCAUCGUAUGUGCAAUUUUAAAAGUGACAUAUUUUUCGAAAUUGACUUUCUGUUACAAAUUUAUUCUAAACCACACGCCUAAUCACCUGGUCAAAUAUUGUAGCUUAAAUCUCUAUAGUUGCGCCAAAAAUUUAGUGUAUAUUUUAUCACAUGUGCCACAAAGUAUUUUGUUCGUAGUAAAAAAAUAAACCAAAAAAAACAAUGUAAAAAAAAUAUUUUUU